Durio zibethinus is the source of this 4117-nucleotide messenger RNA. Lineage: Eukaryota; Viridiplantae; Streptophyta; Magnoliopsida; Malvales; Malvaceae. The record is from RefSeq and is a predicted model, not a curated record.
UCAGUUAGGAAGAAGAUGAAGACGAAUGGACCUAAGACUCGGCUUCCAAAGGCGACCAAGUGUUCGAACUCAGUCCAGGAGGAUAUCGAGAUCGAAAUUGCAGAGGCUUUGUAUGGAUUGAUGAAGCAAUCACAAAGAUCCAAGGACGAAGAUAGCGCUGGAAAUCCUCUGUCAAAGCUUAAAUCUGAAGAUUCAAAUGGUUUCUCUACUGAUACCAAGGCCUUCUUUUCUCCUCAGAUUGCAAGCUCUGCACAGAGUCAAUCCCAGACAACGGUUUUGCCUGAUCCAUUGGUUGGCAUUGCGUCAAAGAAAAAGAAAGUGGAAGCUGAGGAUUCUCCAACUCCAGUGAAAGUUGAGAAUGUGCAACGGGCAAAAAUGGAAAUCUGUUCACCAAAACAGAGUCAAACAUCAGGACUUAAUGAGUUCAUUUCUGAUUUUAAUCUUGAUAAGGAUGCUUUUAAAAUGGUACCAGUGUUACUGGAUUCACGGGAGAACGUGGUGAUGAUUAAGCAUGGAGAUUCACAACCAUCCAUUGAAGAACCAAAUUUCGUAGAUGGAGCUGUGACCAAGGAAAAUUCUGUUUGGACUGAAAAGGAAUCCGCUAAAGUGGAUGUUGAUUUUCAGGAUUCGACAGUGACCAAAGCAAUAUCGACGGUGUCAAAAGUGGAGAUCCAACGUGAAGAGAAGUUCAAGAUCGAUUUGAUGGUUCCUCCUCCAAUGGCAUCAUCUCCGGAAAGGGAUAGCCCUGUGGAUAUCGCACAAGAUCCUGUACACAAGGUUCUGGAUACAGAGUCGAAGAUAGAGACUUUGGCUGAGGAUGAAGUAAAGGUUGUGAAGGAAGAAAUGAGAGCAGAAGAUGGUAAAGACAAGAGGAUGGAUACAAUUAGGGAGAAGCGAGAUUCAUUGAAUCUUGAUUUGGAGAAGCCGCAGCAAGAUAGUGGUAGUGAUUGUUGUAAAUUUGAACAACAUGGUCAAAAACAACAGCUAUCUAAAGUUGGCAUUCCUAAAGUGGAAAAAACCGCUCAAUCUAGUUCGGUGCCCGUGCCAAUCAACCUUGCUUGCUGGCCAAAUGGUCUGCCACCUUUGGGAUAUAUGCCUCCCUUCCAGACAAGUGCUCCCAUUGAUGGAAGUAUCAGAUCAUCCACAGCAUUACAGCCUCCUCAUUUCCUUCUUUCUCAACCUCGACCUAGAAGAUGUGCCAUGCAUCAUUACAUAGCUCGUAACAUACACUUGCAUCAGCAGUUCACAAAGAUGAACUAUUUUUGGCCAGCAGCGCCUGGUUCUGCUUCUUUAUGUGUGGCCAACCCCAACAACUUAGAUUUGGUGCCAUCCGCAGAAAAUUUGAUUCUUGGAAAUCCAUUUCAAAGAAGCUUCCAGGUUGUGAAUCUAAACCCUACAGAGGAGAAAGGCGAGGUUGCAGAGAUCUUUCCUGGUCUCCCAAACAGGAAAGACAAAAGCUCUGACUGCACCAAUUUCAUGGAUACAGCACAGAGAAAGGCCUCCCAACCAGCACUUGCUGGUAACUUGAUGCAUGGCCCUGCUUUCAUAUUCCCUUUGAGCCAGCACCAAAUAACGGCGAAUGAAUCUGGGCCUUCUAAAUCUGCUACCUCAAGUGACAAAGCAUCAUUGAUUAAUAAUUCAACACCUGGAAUUUCAACUAGCUCUACAGCAUUACCAGGAGUAGCAGCAGCUGUGAGCUUUAAUUACCCAAAUUUGGGUGCUAAUGAAGCUCCAUGCUUAACUAUACUACAGAACAAUGGUUACCCUUUUGCCAUCUCUGCUCCUGUCGGAAAACCAUUGGCCAGUAGAGAAGGAACCCCCACUCAAGCAGUGCCUUUCUUUAAUGGGUCCUUGUAUUCUUCUCAGAUGUUCCAUCCUCAACUUCAGCAGCAAGCUCACUCUCAGCCUCUGGUUCAACCAGCUUAUCAGAAUGCAGUCACAUCUAGUGGCUCGUCAUCAUCCCACAAGCAACUAGAAAGUCAGGCUCUACGGAGGGCACAAGUUAGUGGCAAUAAUUUUUUGAGCUCAACAAACAUUCAUUUACAGCAGUUGCAGAAGUAUCAUGUGCUCCCAUCCGAUCAAUCUCGCAAAAUGGAACCUGAGAUGAAUGGGGAGAAUACAACUGCAAAUAACCAAAAAAGUGUUUAUGGCCAGAACCCAGCACUUCCUGAUCAGCCGCUCAACUUUGCCCUGUUACCUUCUGCAACGUUGCGAGGUGGCAGUGUAAAUGGAAAUCACAGCGAGAAGCAGCUUUCACAACAGAAAAAUUUUAAGGGUGGAGUUGAUCUCGUCCCUCCACAAGCAUUUGCCAUGUCGUUUGCCUCUUUCGCUGGACGCAACAUAGUUUCUAAUCUUAACUUCUCGUCUAUGGCACAAAACCCCACAAACUUUCAUAGCCGACCUGAUAUAGCUUGGCAAGGAUACCAGGUUGCAUCUGUACCACAAGCUGCGCAGAAGAAGAAUCACCAAAUAUCUGACGGGAAAAAUGGAGCCGGUUCCACCAAUCUGGAUGAUGGAAAAAAGGUAAGUUCAGGGAAGUCAGAUGCAACAAACGGGCAUACUUAUGUUUUGGACAAUUCAGAUAGAACUUCGAACUUCGUAUCCUCUCCUGUCACUGGAAAUUGGCCUCCUCGAUCCGUCACCUCCACCAAAGUAACCAUAAAUUCUCCCAUUGGUGCUAGUUCACCAAAUUCCCAACAACAGUUGCUUCAGCUUCAGAGGCAGCAUAUGGUGCAACAUCAGCAGCAACCUGCUACAGCUUCUCGAAGCAAAACUCCCACAACCAACACCAUGCCUGCAUCUUUCAUUGCUUCCAAGUUUUCUAGCAACGCUACACAAUCAAUCCCGUGGAAAUACUCAACAAGAACCCAGGCUUCCCAGGCUACCAACGUCGCAGGCGGCAAAAAUUUUCCCCAGCAACUAUCGAGGUCUCCACAAGGCCAAACCCAGAUAUCGUUUGGGGUAAAUAUCAAGUCUGGGUUAUUGCCACAAGGACAAGAAAUUCCUACGAACAGGCAGUCUGUGUCUUCUAUGAUUGUUAGGUCUCCACCUAGCUGUGGCAACUUGAGAACAAGUUCAACAGGUAGCAAAAUUGGCACAUCAGUUCCCACACUACAAUCACAACAGAGCGAGAAUUCUUCUGCUGGUAAUGGUCAGAAAUCCUCUCCGGUGUGUGGAAGGAACGUGCCUUCAAUCUUGAGCACAUGCCCCAGCCACCUUUCCGAACCAAGUAUUGAAAUUUAGCUGCAAUUAGUAUAUUGCAACAGCAGAUGCCUUCUUCUCUCACAGCCUGCCUCAAUGAAAUUUGAAAGGGAAAGGCACAGGACACGUUAGAGAGAGUUUGAGGUACCAAGGUUUUCAUAUUAAGUGAAGAGCACGCGGUUUUCUUGUUUUGCCUGAGGAAGUAAGGAUUUUGAUUGUCUGCAGAUUCAGCGGAGGUGUAAAGAGAAAGGGCUUGGGAAUUGAAUGUGCAAUGCAGUUGGUUAGAAUAGAAUAUUCAGUGCUAGUCAGACUUGUUCCGACAAGAGGAUCUGGAGUGGUGCUAUGAUCAAAAGGCACGUGGAGUUGCGGCCACCAAGCGUCACAAUCACAUCAGCAUGUGCCAGUUGGCGGGGACCGGGGUCAUUGGUCAAGAAGACAUGAUAACGUUUAAAGGUGGUUGGGUUUUUAUGAAGUCUACGAAGUUGUUGUCGAAAGUGGGGAGCUACCAUAUUUUGGGGAUUUAUGGUUGGUUGCUUAGAUGUUCAAUUGGAUCAACUUAGUUUGAUUAGUCUAAGUUGAUGCUGACGUGUAAAUAGGAUAAUCAUUUUGCAAAGAAGACAAUGUUCCUAAUACUUUCAUUAUUUCAUUUUUGAAAUUAUCCUUUGCCCAUCUGGCUAUAAGCCUUUUUCCCCGUUUCCCUCAUUUUGUUUAUUGAUUGGGGUGGGGACCGUAAGAGAUAUUUGAAGUUAUAGAAAAGAGAACAAAAAUAAAUCUUUCCGGUAGAAGAUAAAGACGGAUUUUUUUUUUUUUUCAUUGAAACCGUUGAGCUGAAAGCAACCGAUCUUUAUUGACCAUUUGGCCUAUUUGUAUUAUUUUGUGCCCUUUAUGCACUAGCAUUUGCUCGAUACGGGGAUUA